AUGACUUUGGAGUGUGCCUGUCAAAGAACCAGUGGCUGCAAUGAAACGCUCAUGCUGGAAAGGUUGCCAGCAUGUGGCAAAGCAUUUGAAGAGAUGAUGAAGAAAGUGGAUGUAAAGAAUUGGUGCAACUUGACUGAAUUUAUUACGUACUACGACAACUUCACCUCUUGCACAGAACUUGAAACAAACAUUGUGGGGUGUUUUUGGCCCAACCCCCUAACAGAAGGCUUCAUCACAGGGGUCCACAGACAAUUCUUUUCAAACUGUACAUCGGAUAAAGUGCACUGGGAAGACCCACCAGAUGAAAUUCUCAUUCCCCUCAUUCUGAUCCCUGUGCUUUUGACAGUGGGGAUGGCAAGCUUGGUGGUGUGGUGCAGUAAACGCAACGAUGUUUUGGUGUAAUCUGCAUUUUCCUCUUUUGACUUUUUUUGUUCCUUUUUUUUGGGGGGGCAAAACAGCAGGAAUCAAGUUUCAAGAACCAUUGGUUUGUGGCUGCUUGAGCCUAAAUAGUUCCUAACCAGAGGAAAUCUUUCUGGGUUUCAAAAGUCUUGAUGACAAGCUGCCAAUGUGGAAUUUGAUUUGUGUAAUGAAAAGUACUCACUUUUUUUGAUGCAAAGACAUUGAGUUUCAUCAGAUUUAUAACUCUCCCAGGAGCAAAAUGAAAGUUUCUAGAGACUUUUAAGUAACUAUGGAAGCUGCUGAAAACAGAAAGAUGAAAGGCAA
Messenger RNA from Gracilinanus agilis (Agile Gracile Mouse Opossum), 723 nucleotides. It is a transcript of the gene RAMP3, whose product is annotated as receptor activity modifying protein 3. Gene Ontology annotation, cellular component: signaling receptor complex; cell surface; membrane. Bases 1 to 402 code for a protein of 133 amino acids. The record is from RefSeq and is a predicted model, not a curated record. Lineage: Eukaryota; Metazoa; Chordata; Mammalia; Didelphimorphia; Didelphidae. Gene Ontology annotation, biological process: intracellular protein transport; regulation of G protein-coupled receptor signaling pathway; cellular response to hormone stimulus. Gene Ontology annotation, molecular function: coreceptor activity. The transcript is spliced from 3 exons.